This is a messenger RNA of Musa acuminata AAA Group (dessert banana), 1252 nucleotides long. RefSeq lists its product as uncharacterized. NCBI's taxonomy places the organism in Eukaryota, Viridiplantae, Streptophyta, Magnoliopsida, Zingiberales, Musaceae. Bases 94 to 1023 code for a protein of 309 amino acids. The transcript is spliced from 5 exons. The record is from RefSeq and is a predicted model, not a curated record.
GAGAGAGAGAGAGAGAGAUUAGUGUGGAGAGUUGUAAGCCUUCGUACCGAGAAGAAUCGAGGUAGGGAAGGUCGAGAGAGAGAAGAGAGAAGGAUGUCUGGAGCAAGCAGAUUGCUGAGAACCACUAGAGCUCUUCGGUCGGAUCGUCUUCCUUCUUCCAGCUCUUGCUCUCGUCUUCCGCCUCCGAGAUUUGCAUGGAGGGGAGGAGAGAAGCAGCGCUUGGCAGGCUGCCAAGGGAGGAAGAAGGUGGCGGCGGCGUCCGACGCCACCGUCGUCUUGCCCGACACAAAGCAGAAGCCUUCGUCUGCAGAAGGAAUGGAGAUCGUACAUCUCUCCACCCUGAUAACCGAACUGGCCGACGCGGCCCGCCGACUCCUGGACCCAUCGAAACGGGCAGUCUGGGUGAAGAACUGGAGAACUGUUGCGGAGAUCCUAAUCGAAAAGGGAGUCACCGGUUGCCGAUCCUUCACACUGAUCGCGGUUGCAGGAUCUCUCAUAGGCUCAAUCUUGUGCUUCGUCGAGGGUUGCUUCUUUGUUCUGGAAUCAUAUUGCCAAUAUUUCCAGCCAGGCAUGGAUCAAGGUGGAAUCAUACGGUCACUUGUGGAAGCCAUAGAUAUGUUCCUCGUGGGGACUGCUCUGCUUACUUUCGGAAUAAGCUUGUACGUCAUGUUUGCAAGCUCCGAAGAGAUGAAGCAGAAAAGAGGGUGGCAAACAGCUAAAUCCUGCUUUGGAUCAUUCAAUCUCAAGAAGCUUGCUGAUAGCAUGGAGAUGCAGUCGAUGUCGCAUGCGAAAUCCAGACUCGGGCAUGCAGUUCUCCUGAUUCUUCAAACAGGAGUGGUGGACAAGUUCAAGAACGUUCGACUGGCGAGUGGGAUGGACUUGGCUUGUUUUGCCGCAGCGGUGUUUGUGUCCUCAGCUUGCGUUUUCCUCCUCUCCAAGCUCUCGAUGCAGCACAGCAAAAAUGAACAAGAUAUAAGCUGCCAUGUCUCUGAUAAAGGCAAAGGAAUGAUCCGAAGAACAUGAUUUCAGCAACAAUUUGUCGGAGCAAAUUUUCCAGCCUGAUUCUUUUUCGAGUCUCUCUUCUUAUUCAAGAAAAAGAUGGACUUGGUAGUUCAUCAUUCAUUUCUGUUGUAGGAGGAAACAAAGAACAUAUUCGUAGAAACUUGCUGAUGAUAAAGCAAUUUCUUGUAAGAGUAUCAAGGCAACAAUUACAAAGGAAUACCCAAAAAACAUACUUAUUUUGUUCUUUUAA